CAGCGCAGAGGUUCCGCGGCCGGUAGCGGGGACUCGGGCGCCGGCAGCGCAGCGAGGUUCCCGGGCCCGGGCCGGGCUGGGACCGGCCGAGAGCGGGUCCAUGGGCCGAGUCCUGCCGCGCUGCGGGGCGGCGCUGGGCCUGGCGCUGCGCCUGCUGCUGCUGCUGCUGCUGGGGGCUGUAGCCCUGCGGGGGGGCCACUCCCGCCUGCACUCCAGGCGCGUAUUGGACACGGUGGUGUCAGAGCCCGGCCCGGGGCUGCCCUGGUACAGCCGUGUUGUGUACGUGGACGAUCAAGUCAUCUACGUCUACACCAGCGGGAUGCAGAAGGCAGAGCCUCGCCCAGUGUGGAUGGCGCAGAACGAGGGCCCGGAGUUCUGGGAGGAGAGGACCUGGUGGGCACAGCGCCACCAGAAAUGGUUCAAAGCGAGUUUGAACACCCUGGGUCAGCUCUACAACCAGAGUGAGGAGCAAGGGUUUGACAUCAACUGGGGCUGGAGAGUUAGUGAGAGCAUCAGCCCCUCUAAUGUGCAGAGACUCCCGGGCUUCCUUACACCUGGCAGCACAAACCCCAGCACGUGUCCCCUGGUUGGAGCCCCCGGGGUCAGGCAGGUUCCUCUGCACACUAUCAAUAGAUGUGUAAAGAGCCGUUCUUCCUGCUCGGUCCCCAGUGUGCGGGGCUGUAGCCACCUGGCCAGGCCCCUGGUUGUGCUCUCACUUAGCUCGGUGAUGAUCCGUAAGCGUUCAGUGCCUGGCACUGCUGAACUGUCCCUGGCAGGGGAGGGUCUCUCUGAUGUAAUUGCUCUGCCCUUCCUGACGAGACUGGCGAGUGACAAUCCCUGAUUUCCCCGUGUCAGUGGUACUGGCCUGUCACAUUGGUCCUCACCCAGGAGUGUCCCCAGCCCCUCCUGGUACCCGUCCCCCAAUCCCUCCUGGCUCCCAGCACUGUGACAGCAGCAGUGAGAACUAAUUCCCAUCCUGCCCUGGACACCUGGGUUCCUGGCGGCCCUGCCCCAGGACUAAGUGACAGGGCAGAGCGUUGCCAAGUGUUUGCCCCCCUAGCGCAACCUCUCUGUAGCUAGUUUAACCCUCUCCUGACUAGUCUCACCCAUUGGUCCCCUGCUGCUGAGCCUGUCCAGCCUGACCUGCUCACAUGGGCACCGGCCUCCCCAGUGCUGAGAGAGGGGCUCUGCUCGCCCGCCCCUAAGCCUGCGCUGGGGAGCUGCUGUUCUGUCCCUGCUGCCCCCUCCUCCCCCCAUUCACCCCCUCCUCACAGUCCUGGGGCUGCCAGCUCGCCGGAGACUGUCCUGAGUCCUGCACUUUGGCCACCAACAGUGUUCCCCUCUCUAGCUGCAUCUGCCCCCAACACACACAUGGGGGAAUUCGGGGUCUGGUCCCUCUGGGACCCCAUCGGUGCCCCCACCCCGCUCAUCCCUGUGGAGUGCAGCACGGAAGAGAAGAGGGGUGGGUGGGGAGGCCUGACCCACCUCACUCCUCUCGGGUGCCUGGCUUGGGAUCUCUGCGUGUUCUGUGACCAGCCACCCAGCACCUCUCCAGAGUCUCAGUGGUUCUCUCGUUACUCCAUCCCUUUUCCCCAAAGUUGUUUUCUCUCUCUUUGACUUUAGUUGAUCGGAAUAAAUAGUUAGUUGGACUCUCGUAGCUGAGUUUCCUCCACUCCUGGGACUGGGCAUGCCUUGGUCUCCGGGCUUCAAACCUGGUGCCUCCUGCGGCAAGCCCAUGCCUUUGAGUGACCUGCACUCUAGCUGUCUAGAGUGCUUGGGUGAGACUUGUAUUGCAGAUCGCUGUCAGCUCUGCCACCAGUUCAGUGCAGGGGAGUGCAACCUGUGUCUGGCCACUCCUCUGCCCCUGCUCUGCAGGCAAUACCAUUGACUCCGCCCUGUUCACAGGCUGUGUUGAGUCCAGUACCCAACCAGCCGCCGGCACCAGAGGGGCAGCGAGGCACCAGCAGGGUUGAGGUUCCAUCCUGGAGGUGUUUGUUGUGCCCAGGGACUUGCUGGCAUGUUUGGUACCAGUGUUGCCAGCAGAGCAACAGUUGGUGCCAGUAGUGCAGGCAAGCAGAAGGGAGCAUGAUGCCCCAAGUUCCUGUUUGGUACCAGGCCCCUUGCUCCCUGGAUCCUCAGCACCGUCCCUUGGAGCCGACGGGUACCACACACCCCACGUCCCCACAAGAAGACUCAUCAUCCAAGUUGGAGUUUGAAUCUUGCACCCAGCCGAGGGACUGGUACCAAUACCCUAUGCAAUCAGCCCUAUGCAAUGGUGGAUCCUGGGGUUGGGGUUCCUCCGAUCGCCUGGCCUAGUGGGCAAUGACCCAUGCAGAUGUAAUGGCCUUUUUGGAACCCCUGGGGUUCUCUGCUGCCUGCCCCCCCAUCUAGGUGCUCCUACUCUCAGUGGUGUCUGAGAGAAGGAUUCCUCUGUCACACUGAGCAGUAGCUGAUCCCGACUACGAUAUUGAGCCAGGUACCGACUCUCAGAACCUGGAGUGACAGGAUCACCAGGAGUUAUGGAAGAAGGUGGUCUCGAACUUGGGGCUGGAAGUGGAGGUAGUUAAAAAGUCUUCCAACAGCCUGGUCAACAUCUGGGCUGCAGUGGCCCCAUCGAAGGUAGCUCUGCCUCUCAGUGAGGCCAUCAUGGGUCCAGUUAAAACCCUGGGCAGACCCCUUCCUCACUGCCCCCCACGUCGAGGAAGGCAGAUAGGAAAUACUAUGUCUCCAUCAAAGGGAGGAGUACGUAUGUUCCCAUCCGUCUCCCGGCUCCUUGGUGCCCUUGGCAGCCAAUGAGAGGGAAAGGCCGGGUUUGUAAGGGGAAACCCCCAAGUCAAAAGACUCAAAAAAGCAAGACCAUUUUGGUAGGAAAAUGUAUUCUACCAGUGGACUACAGCUCCAGCCAACAGGCCAUUGGGUGCUGAGUAUGGUGGAGGAGGGUUAUACAAUUCAGUUCGUUUCCAUGCCUCCCUCCUACCCCGCCCCCAUCCCUGUCCCUCUUCAGGGACCCUUCUCAUGAGCAACGUUUAGCCCAGGAGGUGCAAGCCCUUCUCUGGGUAGGGGCUGUGGGGGAGGUGCCUCAGAAUUUAAGAGGGAAAGGGUUUCACUCCCAUUAUUCCUGUGACAGGUUUGGUCACAGAGAUCCCCUUGGGACUGUCACUGAUAUGCUGAAAUCAUCCCUGAGCAGGUUUUCCCUGCCAGCUUGGGAAUUCCAGAACCCUGUCUGGUUGAGCCAGACAUGCUAAACUGUUUACACAGACCCAGAGUCUGGGCCAUGCUCCAAAAGCUGCAGGCUUUAGCUGAAAACUGCUCCGCAGGUUACCUGUCUUCAGCACCCAGACACUCAGUUCCCAGUGGGAUCGAAACUCCAAAUAAAUCUGUUUUACUUUGUAUAAAGCUUAUAUAGGGUAA
This is a messenger RNA of Mauremys mutica (yellowpond turtle), 3411 nucleotides long. Its product is annotated as H-2 class I histocompatibility antigen, Q9 alpha chain-like. Gene Ontology annotation, biological process: immune response. The record is from RefSeq and is a predicted model, not a curated record. NCBI's taxonomy places the organism in Eukaryota, Metazoa, Chordata, Testudines, Geoemydidae. The transcript has 3 exons. Gene Ontology annotation, cellular component: external side of plasma membrane. Bases 101 to 841 code for a protein of 246 amino acids.